CUCAAAUAAAUUGCGCUCGUGGUCCGUCACAAUAACAAAGAAAGGCAAGAUGGCCGCCACAGCACUAAGGCAGUUGUGUCGAUUAGGCCCCAAAGUCGUUUAUUCCACUGCCCUUCUUCAGUGCCCGGGCAUAAGGCAUCAAGUGCCGGGUAUGCGGAGGGCGUCGACUUACAGGGCAGCGGUCCUGAAGGCGUUUGGCCAAGACCUUGAAGUUCAGGAGAUGAAGAGAAGGAAACUGAAGAAGGAGGAGGUGAGGGUAGCAGUGCACAGCUGUGGUGUCAAUGCAUCAGAUGUUCUCAUGGUUGAUAACAAAUACGACCAGGUCCUGAAGCCUCCUUUCGUUCCUGGCUUUGAGCUCUGUGGCGAGGUCAUUGAGGUUGGGGCAGAGGUGAAGAGCCUGGCCAGUGGAGGCCGUGUCAUUGGCAUCAGCAAGGAGAGCCUCGGGGGCUUUGCAGAGGAGUGCAUUUUGUACGAAAAGGAUCUCUGGCCUGUGGACCAUGCUGUUGGUUUUGACUAUGGGGCAGCCCUUGUAGACACAUACGCAACAGCACUUAUUGGCCUCAAUCGCCGUGCGGAGAUCAACGAGAACUCAACAGUACUUGUGACAGCCGCUGCAGGAGGCUUAGGGUUGGCAGCAGUUGACCUGGCUGCCAACGUUUACAAGGCGAAGGUCAUAGGCGUGUGUGGCACUGAGGACAAAGCUGACCUGGUGAGGCAGAAGGGUGCUUGGUCGGCUCUCAAGUACAACAAGAAGCACGUGGAGGCCAAGGUGAGAGAGGUGACAAAUGGAAAAGGCGUAGAUAUCAUAUUUGACGCCGUAGGUGGCGACGUAUUUAAUGAAACACUUUCUUGUAUUGCGCACGAAGGGAGCGUCAUUGUUGCUGGGUUUGCCAGUCGCGUCAUCCCACACAUCGAAACCAGCCAACUCCUGCCCAAAGCAGUGUCACUCAUUGGCCUUUCUCUCACACAUUACAGGGAUGCUGACAAUGCAGUCUACAGACAAGCUAUUGAAGAUGUGAUAGACAUGCAUGAAAUGGGACUCAUCAAGCCACACAUCUCGGCCAGUUUCAAGCUGGAGCAGACUGAGGAGGCCUUCGAGUUCCUGAGGGAGAGAAAAUCCACAGGGAAAGUGGUGCUUGAUAUCCAAUAGUUGGAAUUAGUCAAUUACAGUUUGUAAUUGUUGGCAAUGUUUUUUUGAUUACUAUUUUCUUUUACUUUCUUUUUAUGUAAAGGGAUUGUUAUGGGAAAUUUCUCUCCUUUUUCUUAUUCUUAAUAUAUAUUGUAGGAGUUGCUUUUCUGAUUAUUUUCUGUUUGCAGAACUCAGUCAUAUCAGAUAGUCAAGGAUCCUGUCUUCAUUCCCUUAAGAAAAUAGUGCGGGAGUCAUGUUCACUGUUGCUUUAGCUGUAAAUAAAAUUUCUUAGGGUAUGGAUUAUAUAACUAUAUUAUUUUCCUUUUAUCUUUAUCAGUGAUUUCUGUAUCUGCCAUGCUUAAAUAUUGUAAUAAUAGAAAUAUGGAUAUAGAAAAAAAUCAUCUGUUUCUAAAGAAUAUUUAGUCUCCAUCCUCCUCCCACUUGCUUUUUACUGUGAUAUCUCUCCUGAUGCUCAUGGAGUACCAGGGACUGAUGUAAUAAUGCCUGACAAGUGGGCAAGCACAUGUUGCCAAGUCUGUUGCAUAUAGCAAGCCAUUAAGGGGUACUGAGCAGCAGUGAUACCUAGCUGUCCUUUUUGAGAGCCAGGGUGCACUCAGUAGAUUCAGUGCACUUAGUCCAAGAACAUGAUAGCUGGAAAUAUCCUUCACCAAGACUAUCAGAGCAUGAUGUACAAGUGACACAAUACUGGAAACCCAUUCAUAUAGGAAUUUUAUCCUGUGACAAAUUAAUACUUUACCAUGAAGAACCAAACUGUGUAGUACCAGUAUAUCUUAAACAAAUGAAAAAAACUUAUCAGCUGUUUUCCAGAUUGUGAGGGUUAGCUAUGGACCACCAAAAAACUAAGAAUGGACUGGGUACCAUCUAGCAUUGCAAGUGUAUUGCUGGGACACCAGACGAGGACAAACCUUCUAAAGUCUAUAAUGGAGUCCAGAGCACUUAUAUAUUAUAUGUGAAUAAUGUAAGCACAAUUACACAGCCCUUCAGGCAUGUAGAACAUAAGUUUGAAUGCUUCUACACAGAAGUACUGCUAGUUUGGACAGAUAUUUUGGGAUCUUACCCUGGCUCUUUGCAAGGCAUGUAUACUUAUGUAAAUAAAUUUUAUCAAAUCAAA
Penaeus chinensis is the source of this 2261-nucleotide messenger RNA. Its product is annotated as quinone oxidoreductase-like protein 2 homolog. Bases 50 to 1150 code for a protein of 366 amino acids. Gene Ontology annotation, cellular component: mitochondrion. Gene Ontology annotation, molecular function: oxidoreductase activity. The record is from RefSeq and is a predicted model, not a curated record. NCBI's taxonomy places the organism in Eukaryota, Metazoa, Arthropoda, Malacostraca, Decapoda, Penaeidae. The transcript is spliced from 9 exons.